AUUGAAUGCAGCAAUGGAUUGAUGUGAAAGCUUCAGAUGGAUUUGAUUUUGGCUACUUUGGCUGGAAUUCUGGUGUUUCCAAUAUGUUUGGGGUUGUUUCAAAUCUACGUAUGGAAGCCUAUUAAUGUUACAGCUCACAGAAAAGUUGCAAAACUUUGUGGAAUAGUGACUCUAAUCAUUUCAAACACUUGUUCAGCUUUUGCUUUUGUUCUCACUGAAAUGCUUCUGAAUGGAAAUAAGCGAGGCAUAUUUGUAUGCAAAAGUAGAAUGGAGUUUGUCUUCAACUUUUUUAUUUAUACUGUUCUCGCUUUGAUAAGUUUUCGAUUGUUGGGAGGUCGCCUAAGAAAUCUUUGUCCUAGUCAUAUUUUGCAUGCCGGUGCUUUCGCUAAUGAAGAUUUACCCCUACCGGAAACAACUGUCGUCUCUAAGUCUCACAUGAUGAAAUUGAAAGCUCUGCGAGAAAAACAUGGAUGCCACAUUUGUGGCAAACGUGGCAAUAAAAUCGAAGGAUUCAUUUCUGUACUUAAAAGAUUGUUGCUGAGAAUUUCGAACGAAAAAAUUCCAAACGAAGAUCCACUCUUCAUGUUAAUGGAGUACCCACAAUGCAAAUCCUGUUCUCGUCUUGAGAUUUCAAAGACUCUUCCAGCUUACAGUAACGAUGUUUUAAAAAAUAAAAGUGCAAUAAUCACUCAUGCAACAAGAUUACGGCUCUUUAAAUUAUGGGUACCUUUUCCAAUUUUAUUUCAAUAUGGUUUUCUGCAAAACGCUCUUCAAAAAAUAUCAUUUUGAAGUUUUUAUGACAUAUUCAAUUACGAAUCUUCAAUUGCUAAAAUAUGAUUUUGAAAUCUACUCCUACUAUUUGCAAUAAUUAUAUUGCCUGCGUAAAAUCAAAAGCUUAUGUCACAUUUUUUAUGAAAUAGUUUUUUUCUGUCAUGAUGGACUUGUUCGUUUUCUCUAGAUUUGAUAACACUACCCGAUAUUCUAAGGUGGAUAUCUAGAUAAUAUGUCCCAAUUUCGGUAUUGUGACCUGUGAAGUAGUUCCAUGUCCGAAAUAAAAAUAAAAUAUGGGGGUGUACUCCAUCUAUCCUCAAACACACAAUUUUUGUGCAAUACUUGUAUGGUGUUUUGUGAGGAAUAUCACAUUCCUACCCUGUACAGGUUUAGAGAAGUCAUUGAUAACUCAAAAUUAGAAAAUAAAUUUCGCACAAUUUUAAAAUGUGACAUAAGGUAUAUUGGUUCUGCUGCAACAAUAUGCGGAUCAUCCAUGUCAAUCAAAAAAUUAGUGCCCGCAAUAUUACCACUGUUAUUUUUUUUAUAAGCAUUUAUUUCAUAUCUCUCACUGUAUUCAUAUAAUUUUUUCCUGCAGUAUUCUUAUACACUUUUUUAUUAAAAUAUUAUGUCUCCCUAGGUUGUUAAUUUAACUAUUCAUUGAGUGAAAAAAAAUGAAGAAUCAGAAGAUAUUAGCCAUGGCAGAAGACAGUGAAUUCAGAGCAGACAUUCUACAAAGAGGAGCUGAAUUAUUGUUGUCUUCGUUCGCUGGGAUGGCGACAUUUCCAACCAUAUUGGGACUUAUGCAGAAUUUUGUAUGGAAACCUAUCAGAGUUACUGCAAACAAGAAAAUUGCACCUUUAUGUGGAGCAAUUUCAUUAACCGUUGCUAGUGCAUGUGCGGCGACAUCGUUUGUUAUCGUCGAAAAGCAUAUCAAUGCGAGAGAAUUGGAUUAUUUUAUUGGUAAAGAUGAAAAGGAGACUUUUUUUAAUACAUGCUCUUAUGCUACAUUCACUAUUAUUGUAUUCAAGCUUUUCGGUGGGCGUUUGAAGAGUUUGUGUCCGAGUCAUAUUCUGCAUCCUGGUGCAUUUGCUGUUGAGCAUGUUGCGUUGUCAACGCUAACCGCAAGGGUCACAAAGAAUCACUUAUCGAAAAUCCAGCUUCUUGGAGAAAGACAUGGAUGCCACACAUGUGGAAAACGUUAUAAUAGGUUUGAAUCUACUGCUUCUAAGCUAUGGAAGAAGCUUUUUGGUUCGUCUUCGAGGGUCAAAGUUGACUAUUUUGCUGAUCACAACCCACCUGUCGCACUUGCAGAACAAUAUUUGAAACAAAACAAAUCUAUUGUAGGGAAGUUAUAUCCUCAAUGCAAAUCAUGUUCCUAUUUUCAAGCAUCACAAGUUCGUUUGCAUCAAGCGAAUCAACUCAAAAGUAGUAAUGCAAUAAUUACUCAUGCAACUAGAAUGCGUUUAUUUAAAUUAUGGAUUCCUUUUCCUGUGUUUUUACAAUAUGGAUUACUUCAAAUUGCACUUCAUAGAUUUUAACUUAACCACUGUUAAUUUUUGUGUAAACUAUAUGCAAUCACUUUUUUAUUCGAGAUUCGCUGUUUUUUAUACCAAAGCUAUUUAUAAAGAGAAUCUAUGUCUAAUACAGACAAAAAAAUAACUGGUCCUAAUAACCAGUCUUCCCAAAACACAACACUGUAAAUAUGGCCAAUAAAAGAAUCUAUAGCGUUAGAAAUAUUAAAUUCUUAUAAUUGAUAUACCGGUACAUUUGAAGUUGUGCUCAAACUCAAUACUGACUUUCUUAUAAAUGAAUAAUGGUGUAUUCACUGUCACCAGAAAAUACAUGAUGAAAUUUUACUUUGGUUUAAAUUUACUGUGAAUUUCUGUUAGAUUACUAUGUAUUUGUGGAAUUUUUAUAUUGAUCAACUUUAAAUUAUAGUCUAUAAUAAACAUGCAAAGUCUG
Messenger RNA from Styela clava, 2733 nucleotides. RefSeq lists its product as uncharacterized. The record is from RefSeq and is a predicted model, not a curated record. NCBI's taxonomy places the organism in Eukaryota, Metazoa, Chordata, Ascidiacea, Stolidobranchia, Styelidae.